Fusarium sp. VM40 is the source of this 546-nucleotide messenger RNA. The record is from the annotation of a GenBank genome assembly. Lineage: Eukaryota; Fungi; Ascomycota; Sordariomycetes; Hypocreales; Nectriaceae.
AUGGGGAACGAGCUGACUAGUUAUAGGGCUUCCAAUAACAGCCAAGACAAGGCUCUUCCCGUUACCGACGCAAAGGAACCAGACCCGAGCAUCUGGGUCCUUAAGGCAACGGAUAACGGCCAUCACAUCACAUCCCAAACCGCCUCGCAUGCCAUGCAUACGCACUUGGUCCCAACAGUAUGGGCCAAUCUGCACCGGAAUCACAUCCGCGGCCGGGGAGACACCGCAGCCGCACCGCAGGAUAAGGCAAAGUUCGGGCCUCCCACUCUUGCGAACCGUUCGCCUGGAAGGGCUUUGAAACCCAAAUCCUGGACAGAACUGCUUCGAAGCAAGGGAAGAACACCCUAUCUGGGACGUUUUGGCAUCUGUGUCCGCGGGAUUUUAGCAGCUGGAAGCAGUCAGACGGAGCAUUUGACCACAGCUGAACUGCCAUGUAACAAUGUCAUUUCCUAUGCUGCAAACACCUUCCUCCUCCAGCCCCGCACAAGGGUGAUCACACACACGCAAAAAGGCGGGAAGACCCAAGCCAGCGGAACGGGAAACUAA